AUGGGUGCACAACACACGGAUACAGACACCUACACGUACACAGCAGCAUCCUCCGAAUCGAGAGCCAAGAGUAGAACGGCCACAUCAAAUACUCCAUCAAGGAUGCCACGUCCCAGCCUCGUCCUUAGCCUCCUCACAGUGGCCAGCCUGCUGCUGCUCACGAUAGACGCCACUCCCGUCUUUGUGGAUAAUCCCAGCUUAGCACAGUUCCAAUCUGGUCGAAAUAUCCGCCAUCUGCCUUGCAUUGUUCGAAAAUCGGGACGCUCGGGAGUCUGUAUGUUCGCCAUUGACUGCAUUAAGCAGAAUGGCACCCAUUUGGGCACCUGCAUCGAUCGCUUUUACUUUGGCUCUUGCUGUGCCCUAAAGGAGGAAGCCUCACUCUUUGCGCCAGAGAUCAAUGAUAAUAGCAUCGACCAGAACACCAUCUCGCAUUUUGCCCAUGAAUCCACUACACUGCCCACCAGUGCCCUCUUCAAGCUCACCACCGAGAGCAGUCUGUCCACCACCCACCAUCAGAGCCCUCAGUCAUCCACCAACGAGCUGCUCAAGAACGUCACCCAGUCGUACCUGAGUACCUCCAAGCCCGGUGCUGGGGCCAGUACUCUCUCCUCCACCCGCCGCCCACCACUGGCCCACACCACCCACAAGAACUCUCACUUUGUGGUCCGGACCACACUCAAACCCAAUGGAGCACCUGCUUCUCCUUCUUCUCCUGCUCCCUCGACGACUACGUCUUUACUGCCAACAGUUAAGCCGCCGCGACGACGCACCACGACGGCCAAACCUGUGCUGACUACGGCUCCGGUGGUGCAGGAGCAGCGCAUUGAAACCACCUCGGUGCCCACAAAGUUUGUGACCUUCCAAAUAGUGGAGACCACAACGCCACCGGUGACAGAACCCACCCGUCAGCAGCAGGAGACGACCACAACGGGAGCUCCCACCAGGCGACAUACCAGACCCACGUCCAGCAGUUCAGCGGCCAGUAGGACGACCAGCAAACCCACAACAACUCCUAGCAGCCCUCCAACAACCACGACAUCAACAACAACCGCGGCACCCACAACUCCAACACCCACCAAAGCUGCGGUGACCACCCCACGUCCCACACCACCAUUACGCACCACUACGCCCAAACCCCACAAAACCCAUUCCAGCCGGAGACCACCAUCCAAGAAACCAGUUGGAUCAACUACCACCACUUCCAGUGGAUCACAGUCCACGAGGAAACCAAUUGAUAGCCUGGCGAGCAGCAGCACUGUCACUUUGCAUAACAACACAGCUACUACAGUGCCGGCUCGAAGGCCAGUGAUCCAAACGAGCAGCAGUAGCAGCACCUCCUCCACCUCGACAACAAGCAGCACAUCCUUCAAGGACGAGCUCAACAAGAACCAGACAACCAUUAAGGUGCCAGAGCGCACCACUCAGGCGCCACGUCCCAAGCCCAAACCCACUGCGGAAAUCGUAAAGGUGCCUGCUCUCCUGGCAGAACCUACAAGCCAAUCCACAACUGCCGUCGACACCAGUAGCAGCAUCAGCAGUAGUAAUCCUCCCAAGACCUCGCCCAGUAGCACCACUCCACUUUUGGUGACCAAGAAGAAGCCCAGCAGUACCACAGCAGGAACAACAACCACGACAACCACUCCGAAGCCUACCCGUCGAGCCACCACAAAAGCUCCAACAACAACCACCCCCAAGCCCACAACAACAACCUCCUCGACAACUACUAAGCCCAGCACAACAACUACAGUGAAGCCUCUUCUAACCACAGAGGCUCCUUUGAGUGUUCCUGAAACGCCGGCCACCAAGAAACCCGGUUUGAUAACCUGGACAGACGUCGAAGCUGAGCCAACAACAAAUGCCAGCAUUUCCAAUGACUGGCAGCCUGCACCGCCUCCCAAUUGGAUGCCACUGGGCACCCCUGCACCUGAGGCGGCCAAUAAAACAGGCGCCACUACAGCCCCUCCCAGUGCCACCGACAAAGUGGUCAUCUCGGUGGCCACCAGUGUCAGUGAGGUGGAGACUCACGGUACCGCCAAGCCGCACAAGACCACGAAGCCGCCAAGAGUAACAAGUACACCAAAACCACCAACAACAACAAGUACAACAACUACUACAACGACGACGAAGACGACGACCACAGUGAAAACCACCGAGGCUCCAUCAAGCAGCGUAGAAUUGGCCUCAUCUACAUUAUCCUCCGUGGAGCUGAGCAGCGAGGUGGCAUCCAGCAGCAGCAGCAGCAGCAGCAGCAGCAGUACCACCACCAGCAGCCCCGAAACCACAUCUGCCGGUGAAACCACCGAUUAUAGCGGCGAAGAACCAAACACCACAACCAUUGAGGCCACUGGCAGCACCACCGUGGCACCCGCCAAUGCUCUGGAGGGCGUCGAUUACAAGGAAGUCUGCGGUCGUCGCAUGUUCCCCGAGCCCCGGAUCGUUGGUGGAGCCAACGCCGCCUUCGGUCGCUGGCCCUGGCAGAUCUCCCUGCGCCAGUGGCGCACCUCCACCUACCUGCACAAGUGCGGAGCUGCCCUGCUGAACGAGAACUGGGCGAUCACGGCGGCCCAUUGUGUGGACAACGUGCCGCCAUCCGAUCUGCUGCUGCGCCUGGGCGAGUACGACCUGGCCGAGGAGGAGGAGCCCUAUGGUUAUCAGGAGCGCCGCGUUCAGAUCGUUGCCUCGCAUCCCCAGUUUGACCCGCGCACCUUUGAAUACGAUCUGGCAUUGCUUAGAUUCUAUGAGCCCGUUGUUUUCCAACCCAACAUCAUACCCGUGUGUGUGCCGGACAACGACGAGAACUUCAUCGGCCAGACGGCCUUUGUCACGGGUUGGGGCCGCCUGUACGAGGAUGGACCACUGCCCAGCGUGCUCCAAGAGGUUGCCGUUCCAGUGAUCAACAACACCAUUUGCGAGUCCAUGUACCGCUCUGCGGGUUACAUUGAGCACAUCCCACACAUCUUCAUCUGCGCCGGCUGGAAGAAGGGUGGCUAUGACUCCUGCGAGGGUGACUCUGGUGGUCCCAUGGUGCUGCAAAGGGAAUCGGACAAGCGCUUCCAUCUGGGUGGCGUCAUCUCGUGGGGCAUUGGGUGCGCGGAGGCCAACCAGCCCGGUGUGUAUACACGCAUCUCCGAGUUCCGGGAUUGGAUCAACCAGAUACUGCAGUUCUAG
This is a messenger RNA of Drosophila serrata, 3168 nucleotides long. It is a transcript of the gene Np, whose product is annotated as serine protease notopleural. Gene Ontology annotation, molecular function: serine-type endopeptidase activity. Lineage: Eukaryota; Metazoa; Arthropoda; Insecta; Diptera; Drosophilidae. The record is from RefSeq and is a predicted model, not a curated record. Gene Ontology annotation, biological process: proteolysis.